Molecule: messenger RNA, 801 nt
Organism: Rosa rugosa (rugosa rose)
Lineage: Eukaryota; Viridiplantae; Streptophyta; Magnoliopsida; Rosales; Rosaceae
Product: probably inactive leucine-rich repeat receptor-like protein kinase At5g48380
Exons: 1
Coding region: 1-801 (266 amino acids)
Molecular function (GO): receptor serine/threonine kinase binding
Source: RefSeq, a predicted model, not a curated record
AUGUUGUUGACUGGACGAGAUCUUUGCAAUGUUUUUCUUGCGGGUGUUUUCUUGUUAUUGCUUAGUUGUAGAGUCAUUUCAGGUGUCGAGAGUGAUAUCAACUGCUUGAGAAGUAUAAAAGCAACAUUGGAGGACCCUUUAGGCAUGUUAACCUCUUCAUGGGAUUUUAACAAUAAGACCGAAGGUUUCGUCUGUAACUUUCUGGGAAUCGAGUGUUGGCACCCUCAUGAAAGCAAAGUUAUAAAUAUCAAGCUUGGGGAUUUGGGACUCAAAGGCCAGUUUCCUCGCGGCGUUGUGAAUUGUACAAGCUUAACAGGCUUAGAUCUUUCAAGCAACGGCCUCAGUGGAUCACUUCCCAGUGAUAUCAUAAAAUUGAUCCCUUUCGUUACGUCGCUUGAUCUCUCGUCCAACAGCUUCUCAGGGCCAAUUCCCCGGAAUAUCUCCAAUUGUACUUUUCUCAAUGUCCUUAAACUUGACAACAACAAGUUCACGGGUCAGAUUCCUGCAGAACUUGGUCAGCUCAGUAGGCUUAAAACAUUUAGCGUGGCCAACAAUCAACUGUCUGGGCCAGUCCCCUACUUCCACAAUGGCACAAACAAUUUGGACUAUGCAGGCAAUCCUGGACUUUGUGGCGGUCCUUUGGGAAGUUGCCAGGCAGCUGCAAAGAACAAGUUGUCAAAUGAUUUAGUGAGGGUUUUCAAGUCUUACACUGUAGUCAUGUUGGGAGCACUCGGUUUUGGUAUUGGUUUUGUUUCCUCCUUUUUUCUUUUUUCGUCUUUCGAUAGAACGCUUCGGAGCUAG